GAAAAUAUUACCAUUGAUUAUUAAUAAUAAAGAUGAACAAGUUUGCAACCACUUGUGCUAUUCUGAUGAUGUGCGUUCUCGCCGUCUCGGCAAAAGCGGAUGGCGAAUACUGCUACGCACUUGCACUCCAAGGAGGAGGAGAUAAAGGAGCAUACCAAGCUGGAGCUCUAGCACAGAUUAUUGAGGAUAGCGACCCAUCUGAAAUUCAAUAUGAUGUUGUAUCUGGAGUCUCAGUUGGAAGUAUCAAUGCAGGAUACUUCUGUGAAUUCCCAAAAGGUCAAGAAUUAGAUGCCGUAGAAAGCAUGCUCAACCGUUGGGAUCACCUCUCAUCAGACAAAGUGUAUAAAAACUGGAAAUGGGGAGGACCUGUCAGAGGAAUCUUCAAGGAAAAGUCAUUAUAUAACAGCUCUCCCUUGAGAGAAUACUUGCAACAAGAAAUUAAAGAACCUAAGAGAGGAAUUAUUGUUGCUGCUACUAAUGCUCACCUCGGUACUCAAAAAAUUUGGGAUGAGAAUGACUCACUCGAAACUCUCCAGAAAGCAAUCUUGGCUUCAUCCUCCUUCCCAGGAUUCUUUGAGCCUGUAGAUGACUUGGGUGAUGGUGUUACUUACUACGAUGGUGGUAAUAGCUACUCUGUCAAUAUUUUCGGAGCUAUCAAUAAAUGCGUCGAUUAUGGAUUUGACUAUGAUCACAUCGUGGUCGAUGUUAUUAUGAACUCAGGAGCAGUCCUGAACAAGAUGAAUGUCUCAGACUAUAAAACUCUUCCGAUGGUGAUGAGAUAUUUGGAGAUCGAACGCUAUUACGACACCAUGGAGCUUUUAGAAAGAGCACUUCAAGAUUUCGAAGGUGUAAACUUCAGAUACCUUGUUGUACCUUCUAAAAAGGUCGAGCCAACCAUAAUUCCAAUGGACUUCUCUCACAAAGAAAUCCAAAAGAUGAUUAAAGAAGGAAGAGAAGAUGCUAAGAAGGUUCUUUCUGAAGAGCACGGAGCCAAUUACAGAAAAGUGCUUGAGUUCCACCAGCUCAAGAUGAAUGCUCAGUUCAAGGGAGACUAUGCUGAAUUUCUUAGUGCUAGGGAAUAA
This is a messenger RNA of Moneuplotes crassus, 1082 nucleotides long. The record is from the annotation of a GenBank genome assembly. NCBI's taxonomy places the organism in Eukaryota, Ciliophora, Spirotrichea, Euplotida, Euplotidae.